Molecule: messenger RNA, 1770 nt
Organism: Capsaspora owczarzaki ATCC 30864
Lineage: Eukaryota; Filasterea; Ministeriida; Capsasporidae
Exons: 13
Coding region: 1-1770 (589 amino acids)
Cellular component (GO): extracellular matrix
Molecular function (GO): protein binding
Source: RefSeq, a predicted model, not a curated record
AUGAAGGCCCUGCUAUCAAGAGACUGGCGUCAGGCUGCCCUCCUGGGUUGCCUGGUGCUCUGCUGGAUGACAACUGCGGCUCAGGCAGACAACUACUGCAACGUUUGUGGAAGCUGCACCACGCCCGAGUGUCAAUUGUCAAUCGUCUCCCUCGACGAUUCGAGGUUGGUCAUACCGAACGACUUGGACAUCUUGGGCAACAAGCUGGACCUGUCAUACACUGGAAUUACGACAAUUGGAGCCAAUGCCUUUGGCUCUAUGAACCUGACCAACCUGAAAAUGCUCAUGCUUGCGGACAUGCAAAUCAGUUCCAUCCACCCGGAUGCCUUUACUGGCCUUGACACGGUCGAAUCUUUGUACUUGGCCAACAAUCGCCUGUCUUCAAUUCCCGACAAUGCGCUGAGCCACCUCUCUAGUCUCAAAGAACUCGUGUUGAGCUCAAACCCAAUCCAGUCGUUGUCGGCAGCCUCCUUCAGUGGGCUUUCUGAGUUGCUAACUCUGAACAUGAUGAGCUCCGGCCUUACCGCGUUCCCUGUGAGUGCGUUGAGUCAGGUCCCCAAGUUGACUUCUUUAUCUUUAACCUCGACAGACGACUCGGUCCUCAGCAUUCCCGAUAAUGCCUUUGCGCCGCUCUCUUCACUAAUCUGGAUGAGCAUCGGAUUUCCAGGUCUCACCACUCUCAGCGCAAACACGUUCACAAAUCUUUCGUCCCUGACAACUCUGUCCAUCAACCAGGCAGAAUUCCAGUAUCUUCCGGUUGAUGCUUUCUCAAAGUUGCCCGCCAUUCAGUCAAUUUAUCUCUACGACACGCCAACUACGCUUCCAGCUGGCAUCUUUCAAGGGCUGUCUGAUCUUACCAAUAUACUUUUGAUCGGGUCACUGACGUCAAUUCCUGCUGGCCUGUUCAAUGGUCUUUCGUCCUUGCGUUCUAUCAACAUGUUCGGCCUUCCAUUGACCACUUUGCCUGGCGGACUGUUCACGGGCCUGUCACCUUUAUUGCUACUUACGUUUGGAAAUACCUUUGCUUCCGCUCCUCCGCCUCCAAGCACUUACAUGACCUAUCAAUUGCAGCCCUGCCAUCCCGCCUGCGGCACAUGUUACGGAGCUGGCGACGCUAGUUGCUGCGAUUCCAACUGUUUGAGUUGCAACCAGACCAACCGCUGCCUUGCAUGCUACAAUGGCUACCAAAUGAUCGAAGGUGCUUGCGUGUCGACCGCCAGCAUGUCUGCCGCCAGUGCCUCUGUCAGUGCCGCCAGUGCCUCUGUCAUUGCCGCAUCCAUCGAAGCUGUAAAGGCCGCUGCGGCUGCCAACCAGGCGUCGUCAAACACGCUCCCGAUUGCCGUUGGUGCUGCCGGAGGUGUGGUGCUGGUGGCCCUGAUUGUUCUCGUCGCUCUGUGGCGUCGCCGCGCGUCGUUGAAACUGGCCACAUCCGGCCAUCGAAUUGGAAUGAUGAACAACACUACAUAUUCCAAUUCUGACGAAGAGAAGUUCGGCAUGCACUACGAUGGAGCGAACAAAAACGCCUACGAAACUGUGGACAACAAUCCUACCUACGAGGCCCUCAACAUUCCCCCGCCGCCUCUGCCCGUUGAUCGUCAGUUUGCAACUUCUGACAUUUCCUCUUCAGGUGCCAAUGCCGACAGCGCUGAUGUUCUCUACGUUGAGGCGCACGCUGCUGGACGCAUUCAGCCAAGCGAACCGAUCGCUUCCACCGUCGACUAUGCCUCCAUUACUGGCACCGUUGCGCUCAGCACCGCGACCAACGAGUGA